GCUCAUCACCCAUGAACUUUUUCUUUCUUGACUUACCCUUUUUCUCUCUCUCAUGCCCUUUUUAUUCUAUACUUUUAUACUCUUCAAUUAGAUCUCUUUCUCCCCCAUCAUAUCUAUGAACUUUUUUCCUCCCCUAUCUAACCCACCAUCCAACCCCAACCUCUAAACCUCACUCUGCACUUUUUUGCCUUUUCCUUUUUAAGUGCAUAUAUAUAUAUAUAUAUAUAUAUAUAUAUAUAUACACACACACACAUCUCUAGCUAUAUAUAUCAACUCCUAAUUAAGUUCCUCUACAUCAAACAUAGACAUUCACUUGCCUCCCCAGCCCCCAAAACCAAGAAAAUAUGGCUCAAGUUCAAGAAAGUCGCAUCUCACAAGGCAUCAAGUUGUUUGGUGCAACAAUACAAGUUCAAGCAAAACAAGCUGCAAAAGGUGAUGAUCAUGAUACUGAUGAAGAUCAAGAAAAAAAGCCAGAAAAGAUCAUCCCUUGCCCUAGAUGCAAAAGCAUGGAAACCAAGUUUUGUUACUUCAACAACUACAAUGUUAACCAGCCAAGACACUUUUGCAAAGGUUGUCAAAGGUACUGGACGGCCGGUGGGGCCCUACGGAACGUGCCCGUAGGAGCCGGCCGUCGCAAGGCCAAACCGCCUUGUGGCGGCAGCGACGGCGACAUGGCGGCCGGAUUAUCAGAUGGUUGCUUCUUUGAUGUUACUAAUCAUGGGAAUAUUCACCAGCUUGACUUUGAUGGAGUGGUGGCUGAGGAAUGGCAUCUUUUUCCGGCGGCCAAGAGGAGGAGGAGCACCUCCGGUAGCCAAUCUUGUUGAUUCUCUAUUUGUCUUCUAUGUGGAAUUAGUAAAUGAAAAAAUAUUGGAAAGAGAAAAAAAUACAAAAAAAUAAAACAUUUGCAGGCCGACUUUGCUUCUUUGAUUGUAUAUACAAGCUGUCUUUAAUUAGUUAUUAAACAAAGUAUUCUUAAUUA
Molecule: messenger RNA, 979 nt
Organism: Nicotiana tabacum (common tobacco)
Lineage: Eukaryota; Viridiplantae; Streptophyta; Magnoliopsida; Solanales; Solanaceae
Product: dof zinc finger protein DOF1.5-like
Biological process (GO): regulation of DNA-templated transcription
Molecular function (GO): DNA binding; DNA-binding transcription factor activity
Source: RefSeq, a predicted model, not a curated record